Molecule: messenger RNA, 1124 nt
Organism: Rattus rattus (black rat)
Lineage: Eukaryota; Metazoa; Chordata; Mammalia; Rodentia; Muridae
Gene: Scp2d1
Product: SCP2 sterol binding domain containing 1
Exons: 2
Coding region: 449-919 (156 amino acids)
Cellular component (GO): cytosol
Source: RefSeq, a predicted model, not a curated record
AGGACACAUUAUGAAAUGGCUUAUAUUUUCAAACCAGUGGGGUUCUAGCAGGUGUGUGAGUGGGCAUAUGGAUCCUCUUCCUUGCCAGGUUUUAUUUCCCCCUAUGUCAAGUUUUAACGAGCUGUGGAUUCCUUAGGGAUCUUGUUAAAGGUAGGCAUUGUUAUAGCAGGCCUUGGGUGGGGCCUUAGAUUGUGUAUUUCUAACUACUUCCCAGGGAUGCUGCUGCUGGUGGUCAACAAAUCCCAUUUCCAGGAGCAACUGUGUAAACAAAACUGACUAGGUUUGUUGCCUGGCCCAGGAUUUAUUUGACCAAUGAGAUUGCAGCACACAUACCAGCCUCAGCCUGAGGCCUGAGUCUUACCUUUGAUGUCACAAUCUGGCCUGUAGCCAUGAAUGUGGCCACAGCUACUCACAGACCAGAUGGCCAGGUCUAGAGGACUAUAGUAAGAUGUGGAAGAGAACUGAUCCUCAAGCCAAGAUCAAAGCAGGGGAUAGGCCUCAGACUUGCCAUUCUCUGGCUCUGGGAUCGGCCACAGAGUCGGCACUGCCCCACCCUCUAGAACUGUCAGACUUUCAGAGCUUUUCAGUAUUUGAGGACAUUAGCCAUUACAUCAAAGAAGAAGGAGCCCAACUGGUAAAGAAAGUGAAUGCCAUCUUUCAGCUUGACAUCACCAAAGAUGGGAAGACCAUUCUGCAGUGGACCAUUGACCUCAAGAACGGUUCGGGGGACAUGUACCUGGGAUCAGCCCGGCUUCCUGCAGACACCAUCUUCAUCAUCCCUGACACGGUCUUUACAGAGUUAGUUGUGGGUAAGAUGAACCCACAGAAGGCUUUCCUGGCUGGCAAGUUUAAAGUGAGAGGCAAAGUUCUCCUUAGCCAGAAGCUGGAGAGGAUCUUCAGAGAGUGGGCUAAAUUUUAAGCAUGGGGGAAUGCCCAGGAAAGAUCAAGACUUCUGGCUUAUUAUAACGUUGAGUAGCAAUCACGCUUUAACUGAAGAUUAAAGGAAAAAAUAGCCAAUAUUUUUACUCAAAUUCUUCCUAUUCAAGUUCGAUUGAUUUCCUGCUGAUGUGUACAUUUGCUGGGAGCUGGGAUAGUAAAAAAGUGUUGGAGUGCAACACCUACAA